Messenger RNA from Capsicum annuum, 1479 nucleotides. RefSeq lists its product as uncharacterized. The record is from RefSeq and is a predicted model, not a curated record. NCBI's taxonomy places the organism in Eukaryota, Viridiplantae, Streptophyta, Magnoliopsida, Solanales, Solanaceae. The coding region runs from base 1 to 1479 and encodes 492 amino acids. The transcript has 7 exons.
AUGACACAUAAAAGAAAGAAUCUUGAGGAGUCUAUUGCACAACAAGGAAAAAGUAUAUUGCCUAUUAACACGUCAAUAAGUCAAUCUUCUGCAAGGGAAGAGAUUAAUGCUUCACAUAUGAUCACUGGAAAAGGACAAAUCAAACAACGAUUAUUUCAACCUCAAUCUGGAGAGCCCAUUACAAAGAGAGAAGUCGAAUCACCUAUGCACAACUUCAUUUUCCAAGGAUUUUCAAAGGUCGCUGUUAAUACUUCAGAUGUCAUUGGAAUAUCACAAGUUGAACAAGAGAAACAACAUGCUAUUAAAGAGCUAGAAAACUGCAAACAGGUGAAGAGAAAGUCAGUCCUACCGUCAAGUAGUCUGGAUCAGUUUCUAGAAAAACAAGGGAUACACAUAAGUGGUGGAAAAGAACAUGAUAUUGACACAAUAGAUGGUGUUACAGUUCUGCCCACUGAAGAUCUAAAUGAACAUAAUAAGCUAUUAGAUGAUCCUGCAGAACAAGAAGAAAUUGGUGAGGAUGGGUGGUUAAAUAGUGAUGACGAUAUGAAUGUUGAUUGUGGUACAAAUGUUGCAAGGAAUCCCAUAUUUAUCAACUUGUUGUACACUAGUUGGCAUGCUGUUCCAGAUGAAACUAAAAAACAUAUGUGGGAUUAUGUCAAUUCAAAAUUUCUGAUUCCAAAGGAAGGACAGAAGUGGGUGAUGCAUGGUCUUCGUGAUGCUUGGAGGGGAUUCAAGAGAGAAGUUAAACGGAGAUGUUUUGAUAAAAGACUUACCGUUGAAGAAAUGCUAGAAAAACGUCCUGCUGGGCGUUCCGGCUGUUCACUUAUGUCAGUUGGUCGAGCCUUGAGCGAGGUAAAUUCUCAAAAUAGGAAAAAACAAAAGUGGAGACAUCGAAUGGGACCUAUUAAUUUUGGAAGAGUACGCGUGGCAUUGAGACGGACCAAAGAAAAUAAUGAGGAACCAUUAAAGGCUGAAAUGUUUGUUGCUACUCGUACAAAGACGGGAAAAGAAGUUCAGGCAGAUACCCAAAUUGCAAUAUCUGAACUAGAGAAUCAUCAAAAUGCUGGGAAAACACCAGAUGAUACAUUCACGGCAGUGUUUGGAAAGGAGAAGCCUGGUCGAGUUAGAGGCUAUGGUAGAUCAGUGACAAGAACUUCUCUGCAAAAAGAGGAGGAAAUGAAUGAGCUUAAACAAAAGCAUGCUUAUGAAGUCACUUCUAUGAAGGAAGAAAUUAUAAGUGAAAUGAGACAAGAAAUGCGACAGUUUUUUAGUCAAUUGGUGCAAAACAAUCCUGGAUUGAAUUUUCAAGAUAUAUUAGGGAGUGACGGAUCUAACAUUCCUUCACCUGAUACGAGUAAUGCACAAGCUAUAAGAGGAAAAAAUCUUUCAAAAUCUUCGGGCUCGGCUCAUGCUUCAGUUCAUGAAAAGGAUCUAUGCGGGGGCUCAAAUUUGAAUGGUGGGCACCACAACUCAACUUGA